AUGGCCAUUCUACGCCGCCUAAGCAUAGUAUUAAUAUAUAUUGGCCUUAUCGUUAGGCCCUCGCAAGCGAGGAUCAGUACCUCAGGCACCGAGCUUCGAGGGACUGAAUUCGCGGUGAACGCUGGUCUCGGCUUGAGGGCAAUAAUGAUAGAGGCGCAUGGAGUGUUCUUGGAGUCGUGA
Messenger RNA from Pseudocercospora fijiensis CIRAD86, 180 nucleotides. RefSeq lists its product as uncharacterized. The transcript has 3 exons. NCBI's taxonomy places the organism in Eukaryota, Fungi, Ascomycota, Dothideomycetes, Mycosphaerellales, Mycosphaerellaceae. The record is from RefSeq and is a predicted model, not a curated record. Bases 1 to 180 code for a protein of 59 amino acids.